CGGACAUGACGAUCAACACCUCAUGUUCUUCAAAACCUGCAGCAGAGGUAAUGAUUUGUAGAUCAGACUCAUACUCUUCCGCGUUGUGCUCCGCCUCUUCACGCUGCUCUGAGCCAAUCCGAUCGCUCCUUCUUACAACUCUACAGGUUCAUGAGAAAGGGCUCGGUUUACGCAACUCCAUUCACCAGUGUGGAAUAAUGGAGGUCUCUGUGAAGAUGAAGGUGCUGUUCUUCCUGUUUGCUGUGUGUAUGAAGUCUGUCUCUAGCUACAGCAAUGGAAAAGUCAAAGAAGCUUGUCAGGACAUGAUGCCUGGCCAUCAUCAUCAUCGCCCCAGCCCUACAUCUUCACCAUACACCAUCACUGUGGAUAAGUCUAUAUUCAGUCCUGGAGAUCAAAUUAAAGUGACUUUAUCAUCUCCAGAGAAUAAUUUGCAGUUCGUAGGCUUUCUUUUAGAAGCCCGAGAUGCUGCAAAACUUGAUGGUGGAUCUGUUGGAACUUUUACUCUCAUUGAUUCGUCCAUCUCACAGCUUCUUUCGUGUCACCACAGAGAGGGCUCUGCUGUGAGUCACACCAGUGGUCACCAUAAGACAGAGGUUCAGGUUAUCUGGACGGCACCACAGGAUGUCCCAUCUAGAGUCCAGUUUCUAGCAACUGCGGUUCAGGAAUACAAGUUGUUCUGGGUGAAGAUUCUGGGUCCUGUGUUGUCUCUAGAUGGUGCACCAUCUCCAACAUUAUCUCCUCAGACAACCACCGCUCCCAUGCCUCUGCCCCACCCGUUCACUUCAAAAGGCUGCGGCGAUACAAAGACUUGCCUGCGAGAUCCAGAAGGCUGCAAUCCUGAAAACGACACACUCUGUUACUUCAUGUCCUUCACAAAAGUCGAGCAGGGUGUAAAGUUUGAGCUCAGUGGCCUAGCUUCGGGUUACGUCUCCUUCGCCUUAUCAACAGAUCAAUGGAUGGGGAAUGAUGAUGUUUACCUGUGUGUCAGUGAUACCAACCGUGUCAGCAUCAGCGCUGCUUAUGUUGAGGGAAGGACACAUCCAGUGAUUGCUGCAGAGAAUGUUUUGAGAGAGACAGCAUGGCGGCUGACUGAUGGGGUCAUUCAGUGCAGUUUUCACAGGAACAUACACAUCCCCAGCCCUAAUCAAGGCAGAUUUGACCUGGAUCAGAUGUACUACCUAUUCAUGGCUCAUGGUCGAGCAGAGAACGGGAGAACCCAUAGACAUGACCGACAGCCCCUUAUUUCAUCAAAACAAGUAGUUAUUACUGGUCCUCCAGAGGAUCUGAGCGGCUCUCGUUCUUCCUUACUCAUCAAGUUCCAUGCUGCAUUCAUGCUCAUUGGCUGGAUGAUGACCGUGAGCACUGGAGUAAUUAUAGCCAGAUACUUUAAACCUGACUGGCCUGAAACAACUGUUUGUGGACAGAGAGUGUGGUUUCAGUUUCACAGAGGUCUUAUGUUGCUCACAGUUCUUCUGACAUGCAUUGGCUUCAUAUUGCCUUUUAUAUACAGGAGAGGCUGGAGCAAGCGCGCCGGCUCACACCCUUACUUCGGCUGUACUGUUAUGGCUCUGGCUGUUAUCCAACCCAUUGUGGCUCUGUUCAGACCUGCUCCAGACUCCUCCAGGAGAUAUAUUUUUAACUGGUUCCACUUGGGCACAGGCACUGUAGCCCAGGUGCUCGCUGUCGUGGCCAUCUUCUUGGGCAUCCAUCAGCAAGCUCUGCUGCUCCCUGCCCCCUUGACCACCGGACUCCUGUCUGCCUGUGUGGUCUGGUUUGUGUUGGCAGACCUGGCACUAGAGGUGCACAGAAGAGGGCUUUUACCUAUAGGAAAAAUGUUCAGAAACUUUCAGGUCUACACAGAAAACCUCCAAACAGAAGACAAAGAGGGGAUUCUGUUUGUUCAGUCUGAGAAUGAGAGCAAGGGUUCUUCUUUUAAAAAGGUUGUUUUGGCCGUCUACCUGUGUGGAAACUUUUGCUUUCUGGCUUUUAUUCUGGCCACCAUCAGUCAAGUAUGAUGGAAAAGAAUGACAAACCAUGUGCCUUACUGACGUCUGCUGUUGUAGUCAGCUACUGUUUAAGAAGCUGAAGAGGCCUUAUGUAAGGUUGUUCUUACUGUGAUUUACACUGGAUAACUUGAUCAAACCUUUUAAAGCAACAUUCCAACAGAUAGUUUCAAGAAGUUAUUCAGGAACACUGGAUGUUUAUGUGCCAUAAACUUUGAUACCGAACUUUGAACUAAUAUUGUCACAAGGCAAAAGUACAGAACAUCACGUUAUUUUAGUUUUUAUGCUUGGAUUUGUCAAAGAUGCAAAAUGUUUUAGCUGGAAUGAUUACUGAUGGAUCUGUAUGUAGAUGAGAUGUUGAUGAGAGUGCCGAAUGAACACAGAGGGAAUCUCAGUGUUUGCCGUUUAUUAUGAUUUUAUGAAAGGCAACUUAUGCAAUGUUUUAUAUUGGUGUCUGUAGUACUUGACAGCCAGUAUAUUAUAUUUAUAUGAAAUUAAAGGUAUUGUAAGAACUUAAUACUAAUUGUUACAUUUGCUUAAUUAUGAAAGAAAAUUUUAGUGUUAUUUUUGUAUGUUAUAAUGUACCACAUAUCAUGUUAGCAAGAUAAAUCUUUUUUUUUUUUUUUUUUUUUUGUGCAUUGCAGAGGAAAAUAAUAUAUUAUAAUUCAGAUUUUAUGUAUGGCAGCAUCAAAUCAAAGCAUGUUCAAUAUUAGUGAAUUUAUAUCAGAAAUGGAAACCGUGUUGCAUCUAAGUUUCAUCUGAAAUGUAUUUGGGGUUACUGAUGAUUUUGUGAUGCAAUUCUAUGAUGCAAUUCUAUGCAUAUAAAAUGUUUUUUUUUUUUUUUUUUUUUUUGAUGCAUAGAAAAUUGAUGAAAUUGAUUUAAGCAAUAUUUAAUAAUAAUAAUGUUUAAAAACUGCCAGAAUUUAAAUCAGUUUUAAUCAAUCAAUAUUAAUUGUCUUGAUACCAUGUUAAUCAAAGUUGUCUUUGACACCAGACACAACUAUAUUAUUAGAAACAUUACAACAUCCAAUAUUCUUGCUAUGUUUUGCAGGGUAUGCCCACAUUUUUCAGAAUUUGAGCUUUGUGAACUUUGUGUAACUGCUACUGAACUUAUAGUAAUGGUCCUCCACUGGAUUAAUAAACUUUUGUAAUCAUAUACAGAAGCCAAAAAAAGGUUAAAAAGCAUCUGACUUGAGUUUAGAACAAAGAUGAAGUGAACAUUGAACAUUUUUCACUGUGACUGUCUUUUCAAUUAUGUAUACAAAUCACAUAUAUCAUGAUGCAUUGUGUGUGUGUGCACAGAUGAUGUAAAUGUAUGUACAAAUUAAAAGGAAUCCACCUGCCUAAUGGCA
Molecule: messenger RNA, 3355 nt
Organism: Hemibagrus wyckioides
Lineage: Eukaryota; Metazoa; Chordata; Actinopteri; Siluriformes; Bagridae
Gene: frrs1b
Product: ferric-chelate reductase 1b
Exons: 16
Coding region: 6-2015 (669 amino acids)
Molecular function (GO): oxidoreductase activity, acting on metal ions
Source: RefSeq, a predicted model, not a curated record